UCGUCUGCCUGUCCGCUCUUCAAAGUUCGGAACGCUCUCAGUCCCCAUCCCAGCUCAAAGAGACGCUACAGUGCGAUUUGUUUUCUUUGGUCUGGUAUUUUGAACGCCAGCCAGACUGCGGUCAGCCCAGAGCCCAGCCCAGAGCCCAGCCACAGGAAGGCGCUCCCUCAGGACCACAUUCUGUGGGAAGGGGCGAGAGGCAAGAGUGGCCCCCUUCUGAACUAACGGGACAAGACGAGUUGAGAAGGUGCACCAGCUAAUCCCACAUUUACCGAUAAAUCACCCUGCCAGACCUUUCAGUUACUGACAAAUCUUCCAGACGUUCAACACAACCGAAGCAGGAUGGUCUGCCUGAAGAUGCAACGAUAUUUAACCUGCACUCUGCACCGGCUGCAGAAAGGACCAGGUUACACCUAUACGGAGCUCCUGGUCUGGUACUGUGAGAACACCAACACGCAUGGACCCAAGCGCAUUGUAACCGAGGGGCCCAAGAAGCGGAUGAUGUGGUUCAUUCUGACUCUGGUAUUUACAGGGCUGGUCUGUUGGCAGUGGGUGAUCCUAAUUCAGAGUUACCUAUCCUGGGAGGUCAGCAUGAACCUGCGGACUGGUUUCAAAGCAAUGAACUUCCCUGCUGUCACCAUCUGUAACAGCAACCCUUUCAGGUACACAAGGUCCAAGCAGUUGUUGCAGCAUUUGGACAAGUUUGCCAAACUUGCACUUGAACAUAUUUACAGUUAUGACCAGAAUGGAACAAUUCCAGCUGUACUCCCACCAUCACAGACAAACUGGAGCAAGGUAGCAUCACUUGUGAUCAUCGAAACAAAUGAACAGGGUGUGGAGACAGUGUUACACAUCCUGGGAUCUGAUCAAAAUCAAACUCAUUCAGCAGCUUGGAACCGGCCACAGCUGGGGUCCUUCAAAGUGGCACUGCAACUGUGUGAUCAGAACAGGUCAAGCUGUAUAUACAGAAACUUCAGCACAGCACUAGAGGCAAUGAAUGAGUGGUACUCCUUGCAUUACAUGAGCAUCCUGUCCAACAUGCCUCGAACAGACCGCCUGAUGAUGGGCGAGCAGGGACAGGAUUUCAUUCUGGCUUGUGUUUUCGGUGGACAGCCCUGUAACCUUGAAAACUUCACACAGCUGAUGCAUCCAACGUAUGGCAACUGUUACAUCUUCAACUGGGGUUCGGAGAUAGAGCCGCUGGUAACAUCCAAUCCUGGAGCAGAGUUUGGGCUGAAGCUGGUGCUAGAUAUCUCUGAGGAGGAUUACAACCCCUUUCUCUCCAUUGCAGCUGGAGCCACGUUCAUGCUGCACCAGCAGAACACUUUCCCCUUCCUCCAGGAUCUGGGGCUGUAUGCCAGGGCUGGCACAGAGACCUCCAUAGGCAUAUUUGUGGACGAAAUAGUACGUUUGGGUGGUUCCUAUAGUCACUGUACGUUUGAUGGUUCAGAUGUGGAUGUGAAGACUCUUUACAAUACCACCUAUACAAUGCAGACUUGUCUCCGGUCCUGUCUCCAGGAUCAUAUGGUGAAGUUCUGUGGGUGUGGGCAUCACAACUACCCUCUACCAGAAGGGGAAUAUUACUGUAAUAAUGAGGAUCAUCCAAACUGGGGUUACUGUUAUUACCACCUGAAACAGCAAAUAGAAGCUGAACAUUCAGACUGCCUGGAGAGCUGCAAGCAGCCCUGCAAUGAGACCCAGUACAGACUGACCAUGUCUAUGGCUGAUUGGCCAUCCGAGUCCUCUGAGGAUUGGAUUUACCACAUCUUAUCGUAUGAAAGGGAUUCCUCAGCUGCUGUUACUGUUAACAGAAGAAACAUCCUGAAAUUAAACUUUUACUUCCAAGAGAUUAAUUACAGGACAAUACAGGAGGACCCGGCCCUAACAAUCGAUUGGCUUCUAUCUAAACUCGGCGGCCAGUUUGGAUUCUGGAUGGGUGGCUCCAUACUCUGUAUCAUUGAACUGAUAGAGAUCCUGAUCGAUUGUCUUUGGAUCACUGUCAUCAAGGUGGUGAAGAGGUGUACAUGUUGCAGGUCACGUCAAGCUCAGAUUCAUUGCUCUGACCCACCACCAACUGUGACCCAGUCAAUUGAAGACCACACCAAUGCUAGGUUCGAACCAGACCAAGCUGAAGCCCAUACAGAAAGACCAUGUACCUUGGUAAUCCCAGGAACACCCCCUCCUCAGUAUGACUCUUUACGCAUCUACUCGAUUCCCCAGCGCAGGAUAACUUGGGAUUGUGAUGAAAAUUGAUGGAUAUUUUGUGCCACAUUCUACAGUUGGAGAAACAGGCUUAAGGAAAACCAUUGCUGCUGCCUCUGGUUAGCACAAUCCACAGAGAUCACCUCUCCCCCCAUCCCCCCAAAAAAGCACUCACAAGCACACAGUACAAUUUGUAAAAAAAAGAACUUGCACUAUUCAUGACCUCAGGAAGUCCAGCAUUAUUUCACAAUUAAAUACCUUUGAACACAAAGCAUGAUCUCACAAUCAACAACAAAAUAAAUAACCAGGUUACGAUUGAGGAAAUAACUAUUUGUCAGGAUGACAACAUUGCAAAACUUGGAAGAGUACUUUGGAAUGUAUUUGCCUAAAGAGAAGAGAUGGCAUUUGGAUUAAUGCCUCAUCUGAAAGUUACACUCUUCUCCCAGCCCCACACUGGGAGUAUCCUCCUGGAUUCUGGGUUCAAGUCUCUCGAAUGGGAGUUGAAUCCACAACUUCUGACUUAGAGGCAAAAUGCUACUCACUGAAUCAUGACUUACUUUACUGAGUACAGGAAGUUUUGACCAUAAUGUUGUUUGAAAUAUUUAGCCGUAAACAUGCUUGUGUUGAAUUUAACAGCAACCAAGUCUAAUUUUAAAAAAAGGACUUGUUAAAGAUCACUUGCUUUGAAACAAAAUUAACAGUAUAAACAUAUUGAUGUAAAAUGUGGAAAUAAAUCAGUAUUCCAGAAUUUGAGCAGUGU
Messenger RNA from Chiloscyllium plagiosum (whitespotted bambooshark), 2962 nucleotides. RefSeq names its product epithelial sodium channel subunit beta-like. Gene Ontology annotation, cellular component: plasma membrane. Gene Ontology annotation, biological process: sodium ion transmembrane transport. NCBI's taxonomy places the organism in Eukaryota, Metazoa, Chordata, Chondrichthyes, Orectolobiformes, Hemiscylliidae. The record is from RefSeq and is a predicted model, not a curated record. Gene Ontology annotation, molecular function: ligand-gated sodium channel activity.